AUGCCCACGGAAUACCUGGCCGGGCCUGAAGAGCCCGAUGCCUUGAGCGAGCAGCAACAAGGACAACAGUCACGCCUCCCCACCUCUCAAGGGGAAGAUCAUCAUACCUGGAAGAAUCAUACAUGUGUGUACUGCGGGGUUCGAGCCCCGUUGACAGCCGAUAAAGGAGGAUUCAAGAUCGACGUGGAGGAGUUACAAAGGGAGAUUGCGCGGACAAAAAAGCUCGUCCAGUCGAUUCUGGGGAAUAUUAAGAAAACCAACCAUGUUAUCUCUAUUGGCGAUUUCGAUGAUUCAACGACUACACGUGCGUCGACGAAGGGGAAAAAAGAGGAAGAAAAAGAAUUGGCUUCAGAUAAAGCUUCACACGUCGUCCCAGCGACAGCGGAACUUGAGCAUGAAUCGCAUGAGGCUCAGACUCCGCAUUUUGCUGAGGAAGGUGUGAUUAUAGAGCCACAAACCGAGGUUCAUUCUUUAAGGGAAAAUAGUACGAAGCUUGAAAAGGAUUUGAGAGAAAGGCAGUCCAAGCACGAACAUGAGAGACAAAAUUGGAAGGAAAAAACAGCAAAACAAGAAGCCGACUCUCAGAGCCUCCACCAUCAGCUCCAAGGGUACAGUGUCAAGCUACAGGAUGCUGAAUCAAGUUUGGAGAAGCUAAAGGAUAUCGUAUCCAAAACAAAAGGAGGAAUGAAAUUGAAGCGAGGCUAUCUUUGGUCUGGAAGCUGA
Molecule: messenger RNA, 723 nt
Organism: Penicillium malachiteum
Lineage: Eukaryota; Fungi; Ascomycota; Eurotiomycetes; Eurotiales; Aspergillaceae
Exons: 1
Coding region: 1-723 (240 amino acids)
Source: RefSeq, a predicted model, not a curated record